Molecule: messenger RNA, 1874 nt
Organism: Pipistrellus kuhlii (Kuhl's pipistrelle)
Lineage: Eukaryota; Metazoa; Chordata; Mammalia; Chiroptera; Vespertilionidae
Gene: CCZ1
Product: CCZ1 homolog, vacuolar protein trafficking and biogenesis associated
Exons: 15
Coding region: 165-1595 (476 amino acids)
Biological process (GO): vesicle-mediated transport
Cellular component (GO): Mon1-Ccz1 complex; intracellular membrane-bounded organelle
Source: RefSeq, a predicted model, not a curated record
ACCCUCUCAGGUGCGCCCGAAGGGGACGCCGCGCUGCGGUUUCUACUUCCGGGCCGACUGCGACCACUUCCGGGGCGACCGCCAGGAGGCGGAAGUGCGGUUUCCUGGAGGCGGCCGUCUCGGGACCGGCAGAGGGAGGCUCCCGAGGCGGGGGCCGGGCCGGGAUGGCGGCGGCGGCGGCCGGGGCGGCCCAAGAGAAGCAGCUCCCGCCGGCUCUGCUGAGCUUCUUCAUCUACAACCCGCGCUUCGGGCCGCGCGAGGGGGAGGAGGAAAACAAAAUUUUGUUUUAUUAUCCAAAUGAAGUAGAGAAGAAUGAGAAGAUUAGAAAUGUCGGGCUAUGUGAAGCCAUUGUACAGUUUACAAGGACCUUCAGUCCAUCAAAGCCCGCGAAGUCUUUACACACACAGAAGAACAGGCAGUUCUUCAAUGAACCAGAAGAAAAUUUCUGGAUGGUCAUGGUUGUUCGGAAUCCUAUCAUUGAAAAGCAAAGUAAAGAUGGAAAACCAGUUGUUGAAUACCAAGAGGAGGAGCUGUUGGACAAGGUUUAUAGUUCCGUGCUCCAGCAGUGCUACAGCAUGUACAAGCUUUUUAAUGGGACAUUCAUGAGAGCCAUGGAAGAUGGAGGUGUCAAGCUCCUAAAAGAAAGAUUAGAGAAAUUCUUCCAUCGGUAUUUGCAAACGCUGCAUUUGCAGUCAUGCGAUCUACUCGACAUUUUUGGUGGAAUCAGCUUCUUCCCGUUGGAUAAAAUGACUUAUUUGAAAAUCCAGUCCUUUAUUAAUAGAAUGGAGGAGAGCCUGAGUAUAGUCAAAUACACUGCCUUUCUCUACAAUGACCAACUCAUCUGGAGUGGAUUGGAACAAGAUGACAUGAGAAUUUUAUACAAAUACCUCACCACAUCCCUCUUUCCAAGGCAUAUCGAACCCGAGUUGGCAGGAAGGGAUUCUCCCAUCAGGGCAGAAAUGCCAGGAAAUCUUCAGCACUAUGGAAGAUUUCUGACUGGACCCUUGAACCUUAAUGAUCCAGAAGCAAAAUGCAGAUUCCCCAAAAUCUUUGUAAAUACCGAUGACACUUACGAAGCCCUCCAUCUCAUCGUUUAUAAGGCCAUGAGCGCAGCUGUGUGCUUCAUGAUUGACGCCUCCGUGCAGCCCACGCUGGACUUCUGCCGGAGACUGGACAGCAUCGUGGGGCCCCAGCUCACGGUGCUGGCAUCGGACAUCUGUGAGCAGUUUAACGUCAACAAGAGAGUGUCUGGGUCUGAGAAGGAGCCCCAGUUUAAGUUCAUCUACUUCAACCACAUGAACUUGGCAGAGAAAAGUACGAUCCACAUGAGGAAAACGCCCAGCGUGUCGCUGACGUCUGUUCACCCGGAUCUGAUGAAGAUUCUGGGCGACAUCAAUAGUGACUUCACCAGGGUGGACGAAGACGAGGAGAUCAUCGUGAAAGCCAUGAGUGACUAUUGGGUUGUUGGGAAAAAGUCUGACCAGCGGGAGCUCUAUGUUAUUUUGAAUCAAAAAAAUGCAAACCUGAUUGAAGUAAAUGAAGAGGUCAAGAAACUCUGCGCCACGCAGUUCAACAACAUCUUCUUCCUGGAUUGACCGGUAACGGCUCGCAGAAGCAUCUCUUAAAAAGCAUUCGGCAAGCAUUCUGUUUACACUGCAGGUUAUUGGUCAUAUUACUGACUGGAUUAAUGACAAUAGUAAAGCAAUACUUGCUCUGAAGAAUCAAAUUUCUACUCAGUCUGAUGAUCCUCUGGAGUUUUUAGAUUUUAAAUAUUUAUGUGGAAUUAGCCAACGACAUUGUAUCAUUCCAUUCUUUGGACAUUAUGUGAAUAUUUUACUGGAAAAUAAGAUUAAUAAAUUGUUAAAGUUUUUAAA